CAUAAAAAGUCCAGAAAUAGGAGUCACCUUCUGUCCCUGACAGUAAAAUCUACAUUAGAGGGAUAGAUCUGGAGUUUGGACAUUAAGUUGUAUGAACUACCAGUAGUUUAGUGGAUAUAAAGCAGUUAGUUUCCUUUAACAGCUCCGAGCUCUGACUGGUUCUGAUCGUAGAAUAGAAAGUUCCAGCAAGCUGAAAGACUAGUGAGUACACACUCUCGAUCUGAUAGACGAUCAUAAACUCCUCGACUCAUUUCCAUGUUUUGUUUUUCCAGGUCGACAUGUUGUCCAUCCCUGAUCUAAUCAAGAAGAAGAGAGAUGGAGGAGAGCUCACCGACCAAGAGAUCAAAACCUUCAUCGACUCUGUGACAAAAAAAACUAUUCAACAAUGUCAGACAGGGGCCAUGCUGAUGGCUAUCUGGCAGAAGGGAAUGGCCGACAGGGAGACCCAGACCCUGACCAAGGAGAUGAUGUCAUCGGGGGAAGUGAUGUCAUGGCCGAAGGAGUGGGCGGGGCUGAUGGUGGACAAACACUCCACAGGAGGAGUUGGAGAUAAAGUCAGUCUGGUGUUAGCGCCGGCGCUAGCUGCCUGCGGCUGUAAGGUGCCGAUGAUCAGUGGGCGGGGCUUAGCUCACACAGGAGGAACGCUGGACAAACUGGAGUCAAUCCCAGGAUUCAACAUCAGCCAAUCAGGAGCUCAGAUCCAGGAGAUCAUGAGCUCAGUGGGCUGUUGCAUUGUGGGUCAGACGGAGGCGUUGGUUCCUGCAGAUCGGGUCCUGUACGCCCUGCGGGACGCCACCAGCACCGUGGACAGCCUCCCACUGAUCGCUGGCUCGAUUAUCUCGAAGAAAGGAGCCGAGUCUCUGUCCGCUCUGGUUCUGGAUGUGAAGUUUGGACGAGCUGCUCUGUAUAAAGACCUGGACAGCGCUAAAGAACUUGCACAGUUAUUAGUGAGCGUGGGGAACGGUCUGGGCAUGCGGACGGGGGCGGUCCUCAGCUCGAUGGACGCUACGAUUGGUCGAUGUGUUGGGAACAGUCUGGAGGUGAUCGAGUCUCUGGAGACGCUGAAGGGGAACGGACCCGACGACCUGAUGGAGCUGGUCACCACUCUGGGCGGGCUGCUGCUGGUGAUGACUGGCGUGGUGGCUGACCAAUCAGAGGGCAGAAGGAAGAUUUCUGAGGCUGUGAUUGGUGGAGCCGCUCUGUCCAAGUUCCAGGCCAUGAUGGAGCGUCAGGGCGUAGCCAAUCAGACGGCUCGGUCUCUUUGCUCCGCCCACACAGAUUACUACAGUAUCCUGAGGAGAUCUGAGCACCAGAGGGAGCUGGAGGCUCCAGCAGACGGUGUGGUGCAGGACGUCGACGGGUUAACUUUAGCGGAAGUUCUUCAUAAGUUGGGGGCGGGACGAUCGAGGGCUGGAGAAGCUGUCAAUCACAGCGUGGGGGCGGAGCUUCUGGUGUCGCUGGGUCAGAAGGUCCAGAAAGGCGUCCCCUGGUUGCGGCUCCACUACGAGGACCCGUCUCCGACUCCGGAGCAGAUCCUCCGUCUGCAGAACGUUUUGACUCUGGGAACAAACAACAACAAACAAACAGAAAUGUUAGUGAAGGAGACGCUGCUGCCUCCUCGCUGAUGAAGAUGAAGAUGAUGAAGAUGCUCACCUGUCACUCACCUACAGUUUACAGUUUACAAAGUGUCUCUGCAGGUUUUACAAGUGUAACAUAACAAAAUAAAAUAUUGUAAGAACAAAACACAAAGAAAAAGGAGCUUUAAACCUCUGAAGUUAGGAGAU
Centropristis striata (black sea bass) is the source of this 1784-nucleotide messenger RNA. It is a transcript of the gene tymp, whose product is annotated as thymidine phosphorylase. The transcript is spliced from 9 exons. Gene Ontology annotation, biological process: pyrimidine nucleoside metabolic process; pyrimidine nucleobase metabolic process. Lineage: Eukaryota; Metazoa; Chordata; Actinopteri; Perciformes; Serranidae. The coding region runs from base 279 to 1625 and encodes 448 amino acids. Gene Ontology annotation, molecular function: 1,4-alpha-oligoglucan phosphorylase activity; pyrimidine-nucleoside phosphorylase activity. The record is from RefSeq and is a predicted model, not a curated record. Gene Ontology annotation, cellular component: cytosol.